CACGCCCAGCCAACGUAAGCGUUGUUAGUAGGAAGAAGAAGAAGCCGAUUCUGGAAGCCAUUACGUUGCGCACAUUAAUUGAGUAAAUCCUACUAUUUGUGCGUACAAUACGCACAAUUACCUCUCCGAAAAGAGCAGUUUCUGCAGUUAUGGCAUCGGUCGCGAAAAAAAGAAAAAUGAAUUUCUCGGAGAGAGAGGUGGAAAUUAUUGUGGAAGAAAUAGAGAAACAAAAGCACACACUAGUUAACCACUUCAACGCUGGAGUCACCCACAUGGCAAAGAAUAACGCGUGGGUGGACAUUCUGAAAAAGGUGAACGCUGUCACCACCUGUCCCAGAGAGUUGCCCGAGGUGAAAAAGAAGUGGUCCGACAUGAAGACGGAGGUCCGGCGGAAAGUGGCCCAGGCGCGGGCUGCCAUAGAGGGAAUCUCCGCCGACUGCACUCCAGUUCCCGUCAUCCUCACCGCGAUGCAGCAGAGGAUCUGUAACCUCCUGGGGGAGGCCACCAUCAUCAGCUUACCUGCAGGGGACUCGGAUGCUGAGAUCACUUUACCUGUUACGGUGAACACCGCCACCACCGUCACACUGGCAGACGCUCUUCCAUCCGGCUCAGGUACAGACUGUGAUGAAGCAAAGCCACUCACUGAAACAACUUACCAUACCCUGGAGGAUGGAGGCGUAGUGGAGUACUGCACCACCACUGUAAGUGACUCCACUCCCACUGUGGCAGCCGUUGAGGCUCCAGUGGAGAUGCUGGCCUCAUCCUCCGCUUCCCCACCUCCGCCCCAGGGUCAGGCCAAACCUCAGGAGCUGAAGAGCCGCAUUGCCCUCAACUCCGCCCGCCUGCUGCAGGAGCAGAGAGUCACCAACGUCCACAUCCGACAGAUUGCCCAGCACCUGGAGGGCCAGAACGAGCUCCUGCAGAUGAUGCGGCGCUCCCAGGAGGCUCAGGCAUUCGCCCAGGAAAGACAGGCCCAGGCCCUGGAAGGUACCCAGGCCGCCCUGCUGGCAUUAGUGCAGAUGCUCAGGCCGGCUCUCAAAGACCUGCGGAAAUUCCUGCAGAGUGGGAAUGAGGUCACAAACCCCAGCAGCUCGGCAGCAGGAGCAAUAGCUGAUGGGGCAGGAACAGAGGAGCAGAGCAGGCCCAAAACACCUCCAUGUCCUCCACAGCAAGCUGAGGAGACACAUUAGCGCUGUGUGUGUGUGUGUGUGUGUGUGUGUGUGUGUGUGUGUGUGUGUGUGUGUGUGUGUGUGUGUGUGUGUGUGUGUGUGUGUGUGUGUGUGUGUGUGUGUGUGUGUGUGUGUGUGUGUGUGUGUGUGUGUGUGUGUGUGUGUGUCUGCAUUGUACAUAGAGGAGUCCUUGCACACAAGCUUCAGAGAACAAUGAAAAGCUUUUUUAAAAGUUGCCUUGGUGUGAGCAUGUACAUAAUUCUUCUUCUGUUUUCUGAUUUGGAAAAACAGUCACAGAAGCAGUGAGAAGGUUAUGUUGAACAUUAUUUUUACUUUUUACCAUCUGUCAUUAAUUAGCAGUGAAUUUAUGUUAUUUAAAACACUUUAUUGGAUAUUGAAAUUAUGUUUUUAAUGCAAAGACGCAGGUAGUCAUCACCCUGAUGUGGGCUGAACAAUUACAUCUUAGUUUCUUCAAGUCGUCCUGCAGUUUACCCUGAAUGAAAACUAAUUAUAAGACCAGAAUCAGCUGGGUUCUUCAGUUAGUGUGCACCAUGUGUUCAGAAUUUAAUAAAACUUGAAGCCCCAUCGGCCUGUUUUCCAUGCAGGGUGCAUCACCAGUAAUCAACCAGAAGAGGUCAGUGUGUGCAAGCUUCAGCACCCUUGGGUUGUGCUUCGGUUCCCAAAGACCCUCCUGUAUUCAAUCGUAUUUUCCUGCUACCAGGGCCUCAUCCUUCGGGGUCCCUAGACCCAUCCUGAACUCCAACGCAUAGCCCACUAGCAUCGUCUCAUCCUCCACGGUCCCUUGGGACCCGAUGGACGAGGCGGGUUUGUGGUGGAACAUACGUAUAAUCGCAUAAAAAUAAAUAACGGUCUCCAAGACCCAAAGAGCGAGGCCCCGAGGGCAGUUGACAUGAAAUAAAAAAGGCCCCGGGGACCCCGAAGCACAACGCCAGGCUAAUACAAAAUGUAAAUAAAACAAACAAGUCUCCUUGACACAAAGGACAACACAAGGUUUAAGGCAUCUUAAAUUAGGAUGAAAUAUGUGUGUUAUGUAGAAUUAUUUUACUUUACGGUCAUAUACUUUUGUUUGUUAAAGGGUAAUUUCAUUUUCUUUUUCACACUGGAACCUAUUACCCCAUGCAGUAGUGUCUAAGUGACUAAUGUGAGCAAGAAUCUUUUAAAUUGGUCCAGAACACUGGCAGCAGCAAACCGGGCUGCAAUAUAACCCUAUUGGGCAAAUGUGCAUCGUCAAUGUCCGUCCACUAAAAGUGCUGUUUUUGCCACUGACAGGCUCAGAUUAUUAUUCUAAGUGUCUGACAACAUUAUGAAAAGGUUCCCUAAAUAGAAAUUCGUUUUGUGUAAAAGACUAAGAUACUUUUUGUUUAACUGUAAACAGAAAGCAGAAAUCCCUAUCGCCAAACCACCAGACUCCAUUUAAAUAAACAAUUCUUUUAGCAUGGAUGGAGCAAGCACGUCCAAUAUUCAACCAAACCAGAUUAAGAGUGGUGAUUGUAGACGAACCAAGACGGCAUGUGGACCAUUUUAUUUUGUUUCUGUUGACUUUGAAGAAGCGUGUUUUACGAUACUAAAAUGACUAUUUAUUUAAAUGGAGUCUGGUGGGUUUGGCAAUAGGAAUUUUGGGGAUGUUUUUAUGUUUUAAAAAAGGAUCUUACGCUUUCACAAAAAGAUCAACCUGUGUAGGGAUCCUUUCCAUAAUGUUGGCAGACACUAGAUCAUCAGUAGAAUAAUCUGUGCUAUCAAUGGUAAAACAAGCACUUUUUGUCCCAUAAACUUACAUUGUAGCUUGUUUCGGCAGCGGUCUUGCUUAAUACUGGACCAAUUUGAAAGAUUGUUGUUCCCAUCAGUCACUCAGGAAAAUAGGGUCCAGGUUGAAAAAAACAAACGGAAGUUACCCUUUAAGUGACUUGUAUGUCCACAGUAAAUAUCUGGGAAUCUCUUUUAGGGUCGUUUUCUGCUACCACCGAUACCAACCUAAAUUCAUUCCUCUUACUUAAGUUUGAUUUAUUUUCACCAUUCAGUUUUGGCAGUAGUAAAUCAUAAGGGCCCGAGCUCCAACAACGUCGGUCUUCAAAGGCACUAUUAAAACCGAUAGGAUUAGUAUAAGGGCCUGAGCAUAAAAGGGCCAUGAGGCACUGCCAUGAGACAGGAAGCUGCUGUAACUUGAAGUUUACAAUAGUUCAAUCUAUCAUGCUGGAUAAGAGUCCUGAAAACAAUAUACACAGUCAUAUUAAAUCAUAGUCGUGGCGCCACCAACUGACAACAAUACGUCAACCUUGACAACGUGAAAUUGACAUGUGGUCUACGCAUGAUACACAGCAGCAUGAGAUAUAAUGGUGUGUUUUCCAGUGCCACAUAGUGGGCAAAGGAAGUGGUACCAUUUUUUAAUUGAGUCAUUUCCUGUGCCAUACACUCCACCCAGGGAAUAAUGUUAGGCUAGUUGAUCCGCCAUGAAUGGUGGUGGACAAUGACCUCCCAUAAAGAUUACACUGUCCUCUCUGGUCUACCUCUCAAACUACUCGAUGAACUCCAACUGGUCCAGAACUGCCCGGACCAUUACCACAACUCCCUCCAUAGAUCACACCCCCCCUGUCCUUCAACAACUCCACUGGCUCCCUAUCAAAUAUCGCAUUGACUAUAAGAGUCUCCUUCUUACUCUUAUGGCUGUCCCCAACCUGGCACCUCUGUACCUUUCUGAUGUCCUGCACACCUACACACCCUUCUGGACACCUUCAAAUCCCAGAUCCCAAAAUCUUUUUUUUUUUUUUUUAGAUUAGCCGCUUCUUUCUGGCCAUGCCUUUCUCACUUCUCAUAUAUUGCCGUUUUAAUUUGUUUUUAUGUAGAUGUCUGUGUUCUUGUUUUUAAGUACUGUUUUACUGCUGUAAGGUAACUUUGAAUGACAUUAAAGGCGCACAUAAAUUAAAUGAAUUAUUAUU
Messenger RNA from Etheostoma spectabile (orangethroat darter), 4123 nucleotides. RefSeq names its product nuclear apoptosis inducing factor 1 (gene naif1). The record is from RefSeq and is a predicted model, not a curated record. Bases 150 to 1190 code for a protein of 346 amino acids. NCBI's taxonomy places the organism in Eukaryota, Metazoa, Chordata, Actinopteri, Perciformes, Percidae. Gene Ontology annotation, cellular component: nucleus. The transcript is spliced from 3 exons.